This is a messenger RNA of Tetrapisispora phaffii CBS 4417, 2619 nucleotides long. RefSeq names its product RNA-binding ribosome biosynthesis protein MRD1 (gene MRD1). The transcript has a single exon. Lineage: Eukaryota; Fungi; Ascomycota; Saccharomycetes; Saccharomycetales; Saccharomycetaceae. Gene Ontology annotation, molecular function: mRNA binding. Gene Ontology annotation, cellular component: ribonucleoprotein complex; cytoplasm; nucleus. The record is from RefSeq and is a predicted model, not a curated record. The coding region runs from base 1 to 2619 and encodes 872 amino acids.
AUGUCUCGUAUCAUUGUGAAGGGAUUACCUGUUUACUUGACAGACGACAAAUUAAAAGAACAUUUUGUUGCAAGACUGAAGACUACACAUCCUAAUACAACAUCGCUGGUUGACAGUCUUAUCACAGAUGUCAAGAUACUGAAAGAUAAGAAUGGUACCAGUAGGAGGUUCGCUUUCAUCGGGUUUCUGACUGAAGAUGAUGCAAGAGAUGCAAUUAGAUACUUCAAUGGAUCUUUUAUAGACACCGCAAGGAUACAAGUGUCGGAAGCUACCAGUUUUGCCGAUCCUAACAGACCAAAAUCAGUGAAGGAAAAAAGAAUGGAGGCUUUAAAGAGAGUAAGAGAGAGGGAACAAAGAUUACUGGAAGAAGAAGAAGCCAAUAAGAAGGUAAAAAUUGACAAAAAUGAAAAGAGACAUGCUAUUGAUGCAGAAAUUGAGAAAAAUAAACAAUUGAAAGAGUUUAUGGAGACAAUGAAACCAAAUUCCCAAGUUUCUUCAUGGGAAAAUGCUUCUGUUUCUACGUCUACAAACCCACUUCUUGCUGCCGUUCAAAAUCAAGAUGAAGAUGAUCGCUCAAAUGGUUCAAAUCCACUGUUACAACAUGCAUUGUCUAUGAAAGGUGAUGAUAUUGUCGCUGACAAGGAAAGUGACGAUGAAUACGAAGAUUUCAAUAAACCAACCACAGUGGAAGAUGCUGAUGAACAAAUGGUUUCAUUAGAUAAUUUCAACUCGAAUACGCAAGAUCAUCAGGAGGUCUCGAAUAAUGAAGACGAAAAAAAUUUGGGACAAGAUGAAACGGUUUCUGAUUUGGAUUGGCUAAAACAACGUCGUAUAAGAAUUAGAGAUGGUGAAAAUGAGGAAGCAAAGCCAAGACCUAUAAAUAAAGAAAAUGAAGGAGGUAACGAUACUGUUGAAGAAGAAAAGAUACCUGGAGUAGAAGCUGAACCUGAAAAAUCACAAGAAGAAUUAGCCAUUGAAAAGAUAUCAUCUACAGGACGUUUAUUCUUGCGUAAUAUUUUGUACACAUCAACAGAGAAAGAUUUUAGAGACUUAUUUGAACCAUUUGGUGAACUAGAAGAAGUUCACGUUGCAUUAGAUACAAGAACUGGACAAUCUAAAGGUUUUGCAUAUGUUUUAUAUAAGGAUUCUGCUAAUGCAGUGCAAGCAUAUAUUAAUUUAGACAAACAAAUUUUCCAAGGUAGAUUACUACACAUUUUACCAGGUGAAUCUAAAAAAUCCCACAGAUUAGAUGAAUUUGACAUAAAAAAUAUGCCUUUAAAGAAACAAAGAGAAUUGAAAAGAAAAGAUACGGCAUCCAAACAAACGUUUUCAUGGAAUUCUCUGUAUAUGAAUCAAGAUGCAGUAUUAGGUAGUGUAGCUUCUAAAUUAGGUAUUGAAAAAUCACAGCUUAUUGAUGCAGAAAAUUCGAAUUCGGCAGUGAAACAAGCUUUAGCAGAAGCUCAUGUUAUUGGUGAUGUAAGAAAAUACUUUGAAGAUAAAGGUGUUGAUAUUGCAAGUUUUUCUGUAUUAAGAUCGACUAAUAAAAGAGAUGAUACUGUAAUCUUGGUGAAGAAUUUUCCAUUCGGUACUACAGUUGAAGAAUUAAGUGAUUUGUUUCUUCCUUUUGGUAAAAUUGAUAGAUUCCUAAUGCCACCUGCUGGAACCAUUGCGAUUAUUCAAUAUAGAGAUGUCACAUCAGCUAGAGCUGCUUUUCGUAGUUUAGCAUAUAAAAGAUUUAAGAGUGGUAUUAUUUAUCUAGAAAAAGGACCUUCUAAUUGUUUCACAAGAGAUGCAAAUGCCACUGAUGGAGUAGAAUCUUCCACACCAAAAGAAGAAGAAGUUAAGGAAAUUAAACCUUCCAUUGGUGACAUGAUGGAAGUCAAGACAUCCAACAAUGAAGAACAAGAUUCUACAGAUAAUGUCGUUGACGGUCCAACCGUUUCUAUUUUUAUUAAGAAUUUAAAUUUCUCAACGACCAGCCAACAAUUAUCUCAGCAAUUUAAAAACUUCAAUGGUUUUAUUGUUGCACAAGUUAAGACAAAAUCAGACCCAAAAAUUGAAGGUAAAAUAUUAUCGAUGGGUUUUGGUUUUGCAGAAUUUAAAACAAAAGAGCAGGCUCUUGCUGCCAUUUCAGCAAUGGAUGGCUCUGUUAUUGAUGGACACAAAAUACAAAUUAAAUUAUCUCAUAGACAAGGUACAGCUUCCAAGAGCAAUGUCUCUCAACGCAAGCCAUCUGGUAAGAUUAUUGUUAAGAAUUUACCCUUUGAAGCUACUAGAAAAGAUGUAUUUGAAUUAUUUAGUUCUUUCGGUCAAUUAAAGUCUGUGAGAGUUCCAAAGAAAUUCGACAAAUCUGCAAGAGGUUUUGCCUUUGUUGAAUUCCUACUACCAAAAGAAGCUGAAAAUGCUAUGGAUCAACUUCAAGGUGUCCAUUUGUUAGGUCGUAGAUUGGUCAUACAAUAUGCUCAAGCUGAGGCUGUCGAUGCCGAGGAAGAAAUUUCUAGAAUGACUAAGAAAGCAAGAAAACAAAUGGCAACAAGAGAGUAUGGUUCAUUGAAAAGCUCAGGUGGUAGAAAGAAAUUAGAAAUGGAUGACGGUGAUGAUGGCUUAGAUGGCCCAUAA